AUGGCGUCUGCCGACUUUUCCAAGAUUGGCUUUGUCGGUCUCGGCGCCAUGGGCAAGCCGAUGGUCGAGCGGCUCGUGGCCAAGUUGCCUCACGACGCGAAAAUCCACGUCUACGAUGCGAUCUGUACCCCCAUGGAGGACCUGGGAGCGAAGUAUCCUGACAAGGUCAUUCUCUGUGAUUCGCCCAAGGAUGUCACUGUGGCUUCUAAUUUCAUCAUCACCAUGGUCCCAGAGGGCAAACACAUCCGGGCCGUGUACUUUGACGAGAUCGGAAUCAUCCGUGCCGGCGAUCUGAGCAACAAGAUCUUCAUCGAUUGCUCGACCAUUGACCUCGAGACUAGUGCUCUGGUCCAGUACUACGUGACGCAGAGCCACCCCACCGCAUUGUUCUACGAUGCCCCCGUUAGCGGCGGAGCCCAGAGCGCCGAGCAAGGCACCGUCGCGUUCUACAUCGGCUGCCCCGAGAAUGAUCCCAGACUGGGUCUCAUCACCGAACUGCUCAGUCUCAUGGGCUCAAGCGUCACUCCCUGCGGAAUGCCCCAGGGUGGUCUGACCGCCAAGAUCUGCAACAAUUAUCUCUCCGGACUGAUUGCCAUCGGCAGUUCCGAGGCCCUGAACAUGGGUAUUCGCGCCGGCUUGGACCCUCGUGUCUUGUCCCGUGUGUUUGCGGCCGGCGCGGCUCAGAACGCCGUCUGCGAUCGCUUCAACCCCUGCCCGGGCGUGGUGCCGGAUGCCCCGUCUAGCAAGGAUUACGAGGGCGGGUUCAAGGUUCAGCUGAUGAAGAAGGACUUUGCGCUUGCUGUCGAUCUGGCGGAGAGUGUGGACGCCGCUCUGGCCGUCGGAUAUCAGGCGCUGGAGGUUUAUCAGGCUGCCGCCAGAGAUCCCGAUUGUAUGGACCGUGACUCCCGCGUCGUGUUUCGCUUCCUUGGUGGCGAUGAGCGUUGGGCGGAGAGAUUUCCCAAAGAUGAGGCCUGA
Messenger RNA from Aspergillus heteromorphus CBS 117.55, 975 nucleotides. RefSeq names its product putative 3-hydroxyisobutyrate dehydrogenase. The transcript has 2 exons. The coding region runs from base 1 to 975 and encodes 324 amino acids. Gene Ontology annotation, molecular function: NAD binding; 3-hydroxyisobutyrate dehydrogenase activity; NADP binding. NCBI's taxonomy places the organism in Eukaryota, Fungi, Ascomycota, Eurotiomycetes, Eurotiales, Aspergillaceae. The record is from RefSeq and is a predicted model, not a curated record. Gene Ontology annotation, cellular component: mitochondrion. Gene Ontology annotation, biological process: L-valine catabolic process.